UGUAACCGUUCAGUUUAACCGCAAACUAAGGGCGCUCUGUUUAAAGUCGACAUCUGUGGGUUCGAAUAUCUCAAAGAUAUUAUAGCCAUGUCAGAAAAUGCAGAACAAUCAUGCAGUUACUGCCAUGAGAUCAUUCGACAGCUUCAACAGAAACUUGUUUGUCACGAGUGCUUAAACACUUUUCACCGUACAUGUAUAAUUGAUAUCUCACAGAACAAAUUUUUCAAAAUGAGAAAAGAUGGUUCUAUCAACCUAUGGCAAUGUUCUGCCUGCAAGGACAGGAGUGUGUCAAAAGGAAAGGUACCUGUAAUAAUGGGAACACAAACAAAGUCACCAGUAUCCACUGUUGCUGUAAACAUGGGAACAACAACAGAGUCACCAGUAUCCACUGUUGCUGUAAGCAUGGGAACAACAACAAAGUCACCAGUAUCCACUGUAGCUGUAAGCAUGGGAACAACAACAGAGUCACCAGUAUCCACUGUUGCUGUAAGCAUGGGAACAACAACAAAGUCACCAGUAUCCACUGUAGCUGUAAGCAUGGGAACAACAACAGAGUCACCAGUAUCCACUGUUGCUGUAAGCAUGGGAACAACAACAAAGUCACCAGUAUCCACUGUAGCUGUAAGCAUGGGAACAACAACAAAGUCACCAGUAUCCACUGUUGCUGUAAGCAUGAUAACAACAACAGAGUCACCAGUAUCCACUGUUGCUGUAAGCAUGGGAACAACAACAAAGUCACCAGUAUCCACUGUAGCUGUAAGCAUGGGAACAACAACAAAGUCACCAGUAUCCACUGUAGCUGUAAGCAUUGGAACAACAACAAAGUCACCAGUAUCCACUGUAGCUGUAAGCAUGGGAACAACAACAAAGUCACCAGUAUCCACUGUUGCUGUAAGCAUGGGAACAACAACAAAGUUACCAGUAUCCACUGUUGCUGUAACUAUGGGAACAAAAACACUGUCAAGAGUAUCCACUGUUACUUCAUUAGCAGUAAAUGGCCCGGAAAGAAGCAACCCUUUCAACACCAUUACCCCACCAAGUUCAGCUGAGAUGAUACCUACAAUGCAAGCGUGUGCUGAAUCAUCAGCUUAUGUCUUAGUGACUGAUACUCCUUCACCUAAUCCAAUUGCUUCAGUAUCAUCCAGUAGAAAAAGGUUGCCAGCUGUGACUUCCAGUACAUUAUUGGUGUCAAGUCCAGAAAUGUUGCGAGGCUCUGAAGUGUCUUCACCCGCAAUUCUGUCUUUAAUUACACAGCAGACAGUCACUUCUUCAUCAACAACAGAUUUGUGUUCGAAAACUUCACCUCAUAUUCAGAAGACACCAGCAGCAACUUCUGCAUCAGCCAAAAACGGAAGUGAUAUAAAGUACCAGUGUUGCAUCGACCAUAGACCAUUGAGCACAAUCCACUCAACCACUCAAAACUCAUGUAAUGGAAGGCAGUUUACCAAUCUACCGCUUUAUGAAGAGUUUGUGAAUGUAUUGGAACCUACAAAGAUCAGAUUGAAUAAAGUACACUCCUUUUUUGUGGAAACGAUGAAAACAACUCAUUUGAAAGGCUGGAAGGACAACCUACAACAGCAUAUGACUGAUUUACGCGAAGGAAAAAUAAAAGUGCUUCUUAGGAUGUGCAGGAACCAGAAGGGACCUCAGGAGGACUGCUUUCCUGCUGUAUCUAUCAGAGUCAACGGUGCAUUCGUGAAACUCAUGAGUCAGAGAGACUUGGACAAGAAGACAGCGAAGCAUGAACCAGUUGACAUCACCAUUGCAGUCUGUCGCAUGAACAACUUCAUAUUGCUCAAUAUUGACAAAAGCUCUGAUGCAGUAGACAUUGAUAGCCUUAUUUCAAUAGUGGCAGUUAGACCAAAGCCAACAGAGGCCAUUAUGAAAGAGCUAAAUAUUCACCACCCCGACCACACCAGGGACCUUGUAAAGAAGCACCUGGGAUCGCAUGAAGAUGAUAUCUGCACAACCAGUCUGCGAGCAAGCCUCUACUGCCCAAUAGGUAAGAUGCGUCUGACGAUCCCAUGUCGUGGCAGGGAGUGCAGCCACAUCCAGUGUGUGGAUGCCACCACAGUCCUGGGCAUGAUGAAACUGCGACCAAAGCUGAAAUGUCCAGUCUGUGACAGGCCCGCUCACUUUGAAGAACUCUACAUAGACGGCUUAUUCAAGGAGAUACUGGAGACUGUGGAUGAGAAAGUAGAGGAGGUCACAUUUUCAAAGGAUGGCUCUUGGUCGUGCAAAAAGGAGAAGGAGGACUGUAUUGAGAUUGAUAAUGAUACCCUGAACCAGUCUGUGGCAGACAUGAGCAUCAUUGACCUGACAGAGACAGACACCGAGGCUACCCCGAUAAAGAAGAAGCCUCUCACAGACAACACUGCCCUACUAAACAAGGCCAGCGCGAUGUUUAACAAGGCCAGCACGAUGUUUACCAUCAGCAAUACUACAAAUAUAUGCACGUCUAAUACAAGCAAAAGCUGUGAUGAAAUGAGGAGAGUCAAAGUUAGACCAAGGCCUCCCCUGCAUAAAAAGAGCUACCCCUAUCAGCGAAACGCCAAUCAACAAAGAGGACAUGUCACUCACGAUCGUGUACACUGGAAUGAUGACUACAUAGACUCCCACAUGAUCACCCGAAAUGACCGCAACGUCUACCUUGGGUCCAGCAGCAUGCGUGACACUCGUUCCUAUGGUUACCACUAUCCUCAGGGAUGCUCGAGAGAUGACUAUUACAGUUACGACCCUCAGUCGCUCUCUCGAGGCUUUACAUUGAGCUUGCCAGGAUUCAGCUUUCCACGGUGAUCUUAGAUAAGUGAGAGUAUUUCAGAAAUUUUAGUUUCAGUAUUUGCAAAUCUGUGGUCUUUUUAAUUGGAAAAGCAAUAAAGUUUGAGCUUAGGUCAAGUUUUGCAUGCAAAGUGAAAUACCCCUUUGCAUGCAACAAGUAUUUAUUUGAAUUUUACUUUUGUUUUUGGGAUGAUCAACCAAGGUCACUGACCAGUCCAAUAACUCUUUUUUAUAACAAGCUUUUUAUCCACGGCCUAAGUUGGAAGGAUACAAAAUUGGCAUUGUCUGUCUUUCUUUCACAAACUUUUUAGGGCUUUAUUUUAGUACUUUAUGAGUGAUCAAUGUGGAGAAAUGCCAUGCACAAGAAGCAUAACCCUACCCUGUCUUAACUUAAAUAAAAGUUAUUGGCCUUUGUUGUUUUGUUUGAUGUUACUUUUAAGGGCUAUAUCUCAGAUAUGAUACACUAUUUCAACAUGAGAUUUCAUGGGUGUGUUAUAACAACAAGGAGAAGUGCCAUGCACAUAAAUGUACAUAAGCCAUUAACCUACACCUUGGUAUUUUUGUUUUGGCGUUGUCCGUCCGUCCGGAGCCAUAUCUUGGAAGUGCUUUGGCGGAUUUCAUUGAAACUUGCUAUGAGUAUAUAUAUGGAUAAGAGGAUGAUGCACGCCAAAUGGAAUUGUACACCAUCUGUUAAUAACAGAGUUAUGGCUCUCUUUGUGUUUUGAAAAAAUGCUGUUUUGUGUGUCCGGAGCCAGAUCUUGGAAGUGCUUUGGCGGAUUUCUUUGAAACUUGAUCUGAGUAUAUAUAUGGAUAAGAUGAUGAUUCACGCCAAAUGGCAUUGCACACCAUCUGUUAAUAACGGAGUUAUGGCCCUUUGUAUCAUGAAAAAAUGCUUUUUUGAGUGUCAAAUAUAACACUUGUGUCCAGAAGCAUUUUGGCGGGUGAUAUCAAUUCAACAAAUUUGCUUGUUUUAUUUUAGUUCUGCACCCAUCCAUAAAUAAAUGUGGUGGGGAAUAUCAAUUGUAUGAAUUUACUGGUUGUUUAAGAAUUGCACAUAAUAACAGCUUAACAUAUUUAUGAGCCAUUUGGCUUAAAACAUAUUUUGCUUGAGAUGUAUUAAACUUCUGUAUGAAGGGGUAAGUUUUUGCAAAGUUGUAUACCUUAAUGGUUAAUUUGAUAGGAAUUGGUGAACAGUAUUCUUUGCUUACAACUGUUAAACAGUUUCUUGACUGUGGCCUAUGUAUUAAUUUAGAUUCUAACACGGCACGCGACUGGUUUUAUAUAGACAAAGAAGGAAAUCAAGUGUGGGUUAUUCUGCAAUAAAUUAUGGACGGAGCUUAAUGUUUCGAAAAUAGUUCCAAAUAAAUAAAUAAAAUAUUGCAGUUAAAUGCAUGGCUAAACCCCGCUCUAAAAGAAAUGUAAUAAAUGUAGGCUGUAGCAUGUAUACAAAUGUUAUGAAACAACAAAUUGUAUAUUUGGUGAUAAGUGGCUUAACCGCACCUACAAAGAAUGUUAUUGUUAGGAAACGUUAGUUUGAAAACAUUUAUAGCAUGUCAGCUUUUCAGUAGCAUUAAUAAAUGUGGUGUCAAUUA
Molecule: messenger RNA, 4370 nt
Organism: Dreissena polymorpha
Lineage: Eukaryota; Metazoa; Mollusca; Bivalvia; Myida; Dreissenidae
Exons: 15
Coding region: 88-2796 (902 amino acids)
Biological process (GO): protein sumoylation; regulation of transcription by RNA polymerase II
Molecular function (GO): transcription coregulator activity; SUMO ligase activity; zinc ion binding
Source: RefSeq, a predicted model, not a curated record